AUGGGUAGCGUUUAUGUAUACGUAUGUGGAGGGCUAUCUGCUAUUGGUAAUGUAUUUUGGGGUCUACUUUUUGGAUAUGACAUCGGUGUCAUAUCUGGAAUUCUUACUAUGCCUUAUUUUCGUAAGGAAUUCCCUUCUGGACCAGCAAAAGAAGGAUCAAUUGUGGCAUCGCUUUUAGCAGGAUGCUUUUUUGGCGCACUUGCGGCAGGAUAUUUGUCUGAUAGAAUUGGUAGAAAGUACUCAGUUCUUGUCGGAUCUGUUGUAUUUGUUGUCGGUGGUAUUUUGCAAGCAUCUUCUACGACAUUUGCUCAAAUGUAUACGGGAAGAGUUAUUGCUGGCCUUGCAGUUGGUGAACUUUCUAUGAUCGUACCCUUGUAUCAAUCCGAGAUCAGCCCAAAAGAAAUUCGUGGGCGUUUGGUAUCUCUUCAACAGUGGUCGAUUACUAUAGGGAUUGCAAUUUCAUUUUGGAUCGAUUAUGCCACACUUCAAAUCGAUUCGCCUCAACAAUGGAGAAUUCCAUUAUGGAUUCAAAUUGUUCCAGCAAUAAUUCUUGUUAUAGGAACAUUUUUUCUCCCAUUUUCACCACGUUGGUUAGUUGAUCAUGAUCGGGAUGAAGAAGCAAUAACAGUAUUGGCAAAUUUACGAUCCAAAGGAGAUAGAAAUGCAACAGUUGUACAAGAAGAAUUUAGGGAAAUUAAAGAAACUGUUAUAUUUGAGCGGGAAAUUGCUGCAAAAAGUUAUUGGGAAUUGCUUAAAGUAGGACCUGAAAAUAUUCGUAGAAGAGUGUUGUUGGGAGUUUUUAUUCAGGCUUUUCAACAGUUGACCGGAAUUAAUGCUAUUAUGUACUACGCACCUCAAAUUUUUAGUAAUGCUGGACUUGCGGAUAAUUCAUCCAGACUUCUUGCAACAGGAGUUAAUGGUCUUGUCAAUAUGUUAGCAACAAUUCCUGCAAUAAUUUGGAUAGAUCGUUUGGGACGUAAACCUACUCUAAUAUCAGGAGGCUUAUUAAUGGGCUCAUCAAUGAUAAUUAUAGGAUCUAUAUUAGCCACACAUGGAACAAAAUAUUUUGAUGAAUCGUUGGGAAAACAUUUUGUAUAUUUAGACAACAAAGGAAGCUCCUAUGCUGUUAUUGUUUUUAUAUAUGUUUUUGUGGCUAGUUUUGCUUAUUCUUGGGGCCCGACUGGAUGGAUUUAUCCUGCUGAAAUUUUUCCGUUACGCAUUCGAGGUAAAGCUAUGUCAGUAACAACAGCUUGUAAUUGGCUAUUUAAUUUUGUUAUUGGACUAGUUGUGCCAAUUUUAUUGGAUAGUAUUAUAUGGGGUACAUAUUUAAUCUUUGGAAUUUUUUGUGUAUUAAUGGCAGCUGCAAUAUACAUAUUUUAUCCAGAAACAAAAGGUAAAUCAUUAGAGGAGAUGGACAAUUUAUUUGGCAACGUGCAAAAAUCAAAAAACUUGGAAAAAAAUGAAGGGGAGCUUGAAGCAGCUUGAAGCAAACAAAAAUGAUCGUAGAGAAACGGCUAAACGUUAAAAGUUAUUAUUACUAUUAUUACUAACUUUUCUUAUCAUUUAUUUUAAUAAUAUGUAUAUUAUUUAUUGUGUACCAUUGUUUAUAAUAUGGUGAUACUGUAAUACGUUAGUGAUGGUCAAAUUAUUUUUAUAUUAAAAAAAAAUUGUCACAUUGUAUGUAUUUUAAUAAAUUUUAUAAUUGUAGCUUUGACUUAAAAGUUCCAAGCUAAAUUUGGGUAAAAUUUUAUUAUUUCCCAAUAUAGUUUAUUGCGGGAUUUUGAUGACAGUAAAUUCGUCCAACGCUAACACUC
Rhizophagus irregularis DAOM 181602=DAOM 197198 is the source of this 1814-nucleotide messenger RNA. NCBI's taxonomy places the organism in Eukaryota, Fungi, Glomeromycota, Glomeromycetes, Glomerales, Glomeraceae. The record is from RefSeq and is a predicted model, not a curated record.